Molecule: messenger RNA, 1836 nt
Organism: Plasmodium relictum
Lineage: Eukaryota; Apicomplexa; Aconoidasida; Haemosporida; Plasmodiidae
Product: conserved Plasmodium protein, unknown function
Exons: 3
Coding region: 1-1836 (611 amino acids)
Source: RefSeq, a predicted model, not a curated record
AUGGGUAAUAAAAUAUCUGAAUGUAAACAUAGACAAAAUAUUUUAUAUAAAAAUAUAAAAAAUAUAAUAAAACAAAGAAAUGAUAUUGAUGUUAAAAAUAACAUAUAUAUUUGUGAAUCAAAUGAAAAAGAUUUAUUUAACUUAAAUAAUGAAAUUUUUGAAUUAUAUAAUACACAUGAAGAAAAUACUGAAAAAAAAGAUAAUGAAAAUAAAGAAAAUGAGGAAAAUAAAAAUAUAAACAUAGAAAUAAAAUUUAAAAAUGAGAAAGAGAAAAAAAAGAAUGCAAAUAUUCAUAAAAAACAGAAUGAUUAUUCAGAAAAAAAAACAAAUAGAAAAAAUAAAGAAAAACGGGAUGAUGAAGGGAAAAAUGUAAAAGAAAUAGAUGAACAAACAAAAAAAACUAACGAAAAUCAUAAGAAAAAUUUUGAACUAGAUUAUGGAUCGUUUUAUAAUAUAGAAGAAAAAAAUAAUAUAUGUAAAAAUAAUAAUAAUAAUAAAUUAUUAAAAAAAGAAAAAUUAUUAAAACAUAUAGAAGUAAAAAAUGAAAAGAGUCAAAAAUUAAAAAAUACAGAGAAAACUGAAAAUGUUCUAUUAAAAAAAAUUAGUUUGAACAAGAAUAUCAUAAGUAAGGAAUUAAAUUAUAGUGAUGAUGAAAGUACUUUUUUUAAUGAUGAAAAUAAUAAUACAAUUCUAACUAAAAAUUCACAUAUGGAUAAUAAAGAAUUGUUUAAGUCAACUUUUAAGUGCAUUGAAUUAAAAUUAUUACCUGAUGAUGAUUCAUACACAGGGAAUAUUAAAAGUAACAUUGCGGAGAUAAACUAUAGUAAUAAUAUAAAGAUAAAAGAAAAUAAAAAUGAAAUUAAUGAAAAUUUAAAGAAUAAUAAAAUUUUAAAUAAAUUUUUAAAUUUACUUAAGGAGAAAAAAAUUUUGCAAAAUAUAUUAUCAUUUUUAAACUGUAGAGACUUAUUAUCAUUUCAGAAAACUUGUUCUAUUAUUUAUAUAUAUGUCAGUGAUUUUUUAGAUUAUAUAUGUUUAAAUAUCUAUUCUAAUUUUAAAAGAAUAUAUGAUUUUUAUUUUACACCAUUUAAUUUUUUUUAUAAAUAUGAAUAUCUUUACACUGACAAACCAUCUUUUAGGCUAGAUUGCAUAUUAAUUUCAAAAAUAAAAAAAGGAUGUAUAGGCUACAAUAAUAGAUUUGGGUAUAAAUACAAUUAUAUAUAUGAUAAAAGGAAAAGUAGUUACUAUGCUUAUUUUAAUUUUAAUGUACUCAAGAAAAAUUCAUCAAGAAUUAUUGAAAUACAUAAGGAUAUUUCAUAUAAUAAUGGGGAUGAUAUAAAUGUUUCUCAUAUAAUAAAUAAUUAUGUCUGUUCAAACGAUUAUAUAUGCAUACCAAUAAAUUUAUAUAAUUUUAUUGGAAAUGUUGAUUUUAAUUCUAUUAAAUUUAUUUCAAAUAAAUUAAGUAAAUAUAUAAUUUAUAAUAAUCAGUUAGAUGAUCAGAUGUGGUAUAAUAAAGAGGAAUAUCAAAUUUUAAUAAAAGAAAACAGAUUAAUUACUUUUGAAUCUUUACUACCACACUUAAAACAUAUCAACACAAUUUAUUCUGGAAUAGAUGUAACUGUUAUGAAAUCUACAUAUAAAGCUAUUCAACCUGGAAAACUAGGUAAAAAGAGUUAUAAUUUAUGGGGUAACUAUUUUAUAAUAGAAGACAAAAAUGAUCCUGUUUUUACCUUUUUAAAAAGAGAAGGUUUGCAACAUGAUUAUAUUUAUCAUAAAUUUUAUUUAAGAGUUGGUGAUUAUGUUGUUUUUUAUUUAAUUAAAGGAGGAAAUAAUAUUUAA